Messenger RNA from Anopheles arabiensis, 1293 nucleotides. Its product is annotated as putative nuclease HARBI1. The transcript is spliced from 4 exons. The record is from RefSeq and is a predicted model, not a curated record. Bases 174 to 1136 code for a protein of 320 amino acids. NCBI's taxonomy places the organism in Eukaryota, Metazoa, Arthropoda, Insecta, Diptera, Culicidae.
AUUGGCAUCGCGAACGCAUUGAGUUAACAGUCGUUAAAUGUUAACCGGGUCGUUUACGUCGAGCAGUUUUUGAACUGUCAAAUACGUAUGUUUUGUUUUGGUUGGGAAAGCGUCUAUGAGUGUGGUUAUAAUUUGCAACAGUGAACAACAAAUUAUAAUAGAAAUACAUUGCUAUGAAUAUAUUACCAUUGAUUUUUGCUCGAGAUAACAACGAAAGCGAUGCAGAUUUGUCAGCGUAUCGCAGGAAAUUGCGCAAACAAUUGGAUCCUUUCAUGCUUUCCGAUAAAGCAUUUGUUCGCAACUUUCGCGUCAACAAACGUUUGUUUAAAAAGAUCUUACAUUUAAUUGCUCCUGAACUAAAACCGCGUCACAAUAGGGGGCUUAAAGCAAAGCAAAAGCUGGCUGCAACGCUGAAAUUUUUAGCUCAAGGGUCAUACCAGCUAGGUGUUGGUAACGAUUUUACCAUACCUAUGGCGCAAUCAACCUUUUCAGAAGUCUUACAUGAGACUUUGAGAGCAAUGCAAACAAAAUUGCUCAAGUAUAUAACGUUGCAAAUGUCUGAAGUGGAAAAAACAGAAGCCAGAAAUUACUUCUACCAAAAAUCUGGAAUCCCUGGUGUUGUAAUGUGCAUCGAUGGAUCUCAUAUUAGAAUUCUGGCCCCUAACGGAGAUCGUGUGCCUUACUAUUAUAGAAAAGGGUACUACAGUUUAAACGCGUUGAUGAUAUGCGACAACCGUAAACUUAUCCGAUUCGUCGAUGCAAGGUUCAGUGGCUCGAAUCACGAUUCAUGCAUUUUUAGUAUGAGCCCAGCUUUUAAGUUUUUCGAAAGGAAAUGGAGAGAUGGAGAUAAAAUGUUCAAAUUGUUGGGUGACUCUGCUUAUCCUGCGAAGCCAUGGUUGAUAAAGCCCUACAUAAAUGCUGCACCUAAUUCACCUGAGACAAAUUUCAAUCAGAGACAUGCACAAGCUCGUGCCGUGAUUGAAAACGCAUUUGGUGUUCUGAAAGGAAAGUUCAGAUGCCUCCUUGGUGAAAGACUGCUACGAUAUUCUCCAUCCAAAUGCGUGCGGAUCAUUAACGUCAGCUGUGCCCUGCACAAUCUGUGCAUAAUGAAUAACAUGCCAGAAAAUCAUUGUUAGAUAAUCACCACUAUUGGGCUUAGCUAUCACUGAAUUGUUCAUUACCACUAGUAGGAUAGUACGGUCCAUACGAGGCUUGACCCAUGACGGGCAUAAAGUUAAAGUUAUGUUUGUGUCUAAUGUUUAUGGGAAAUAAUUAUUUUUUUUUUAUAUCAAG